Molecule: messenger RNA, 282 nt
Organism: Rotaria sordida
Lineage: Eukaryota; Metazoa; Rotifera; Eurotatoria; Philodinida; Philodinidae
Source: the annotation of a GenBank genome assembly
AUGGCUAUUUCAACUGCAUCAUUACACAUUUCUCCAAGACAACAACCACUCAUUCUACAUGCAAGAACAAGUCCACCUGAUGAACAAGCAGCUAUUUUAUUAUUAAGAAUUUUUGGUAGAUAUUAUUUAAAUGUACAUAUAACACCAAUAUUAUAUAGACCUAUAAAUACACAAUCAGAUAAUGAUUUAUUAAUUGAACAAUGGAUUUUAUUUCGGAAUUAUUCAAAUAUAAGAGCAAAUAUUUUCUCUUUUCUUCUUAUUAUGAAAUCUACAAACAAAUAA